Molecule: messenger RNA, 974 nt
Organism: Staurois parvus
Lineage: Eukaryota; Metazoa; Chordata; Amphibia; Anura; Ranidae
Source: the annotation of a GenBank genome assembly
GCAGGUUAUGACCCCCUGGUGAAUUCAGCUCUGUUGACUGUCCUGCAUCAGGAGAUUGAUCGGUUUAAUCAUCUCCUGUCAAUCAUACACAGCUCACUCAAUGCUCUGCAGCAGGCUGUGCGAGGAGAGAUUAUACUGAAUAAGGUCCUGGAGGAGCAGCUCUAUAACUCCCUGGGCAACCUCAAGGUGCCUGAGCUGUGGCAGCGGUGCUCAUACGAAUCUUGUAAGCUACUUGGCUCCUGGGUAGAUGAUCUUGUAGAAAGAAUUGGGUUUUUCUCCACUUGGGCCAGUCACGUGUAUCAAUGUAUACAGGAGAGGUUUGGUCAGCAGCUGGGGCUGAAAAAGACAUUCAAACAUUCCAGACCAAAUUCAUCCCAAAUUUCUGACACUCUUUUGGAGAACAGGUCACACCCCACAGGGGAGCCGUACAAUUACUGGAUUCCUGCUUUCUUCUUCCCUCAAGGGUUCCUGACAGCUGUUUUACAAAAUUAUGCCCGAAAAAGAGGUCUAUCAGUGGACUCACUCACCUUUAAAAACAACAAGUGGAGCCUGUUGUGACAGUCCCCAGUCACACUACAAACAGAAUUGCCAGCAUCGCUGAAAUGGCUUUUAAUGGCUUACCUCCACCUGAACAAGGAGUUCUGGUUUUCGGCCUCUUCCUGGACAGUGCUCGGUGGUGCCAUGAUACACAGGUCUUAGAGGAGUGUGAACACCAGCAAAGAUUUUACCCAUUACCACAAAUCCAUUUCAUCCCACACAUGAUUGAACAGGAGAAUGCAAGCAGCUGCACCGAUGAACACAACAAAGCCUUCACUUAUGAAUGUCCAUUAUACAGGACACCCCUGCGGGCUGGAACUUUAUCAUCAACAGGACAUUCCACCAAUUAUGUAACAUCUGUGAAUAUACCAACUGUGGUCAGACCUGAGCACUGGAUACGAAGGGGGGUGGCCAUGCUCUGCCAAAUAACUGAAUGA